Piliocolobus tephrosceles (Ugandan red Colobus) is the source of this 770-nucleotide messenger RNA. RefSeq names its product S100 calcium binding protein B (gene S100B). Gene Ontology annotation, cellular component: cytoplasm; nucleus. NCBI's taxonomy places the organism in Eukaryota, Metazoa, Chordata, Mammalia, Primates, Cercopithecidae. The record is from RefSeq and is a predicted model, not a curated record. The transcript has 3 exons. The coding region runs from base 91 to 369 and encodes 92 amino acids. Gene Ontology annotation, molecular function: S100 protein binding; calcium ion binding; calcium-dependent protein binding. Gene Ontology annotation, biological process: positive regulation of cell population proliferation; positive regulation of canonical NF-kappaB signal transduction.
GCCUCUGCCCACCAGACCUGCCACCCAGGACCCGCAGCGGAGACGAGGCCUGCAGCAAGGAGCCGAGGAAGGGGUGAGACAAGGAAGAGGAUGUCUGAGCUGGAGAAAGCCAUGGUGGCCCUCAUCGACGUUUUCCACCAGUAUUCUGGAAGGGAGGGAGACAAGCACAAGCUGAAGAAAUCCGAACUGAAGGAGCUCAUCAACAAUGAGCUUUCCCAUUUCUUAGAGGAAAUCAAAGAGCAAGAGGUUGUGGACAAAGUCAUGGAAACACUGGACAGUGAUGGAGAUGGCGAAUGUGACUUCCAGGAAUUUAUGGCCUUUGUUGCCAUGGUUACCACCGCCUGCCACGAGUUCUUUGAACACGAGUGAGAUUAGAAAACAGCCGAGCCGUUCCCGUAACAGAGAUGGUCACACAAGAAAGCAGACAGCAAGGGCUUGCGGCCUAGUAGGAGCCGAGCUUUCCAGCCGUGUUGUAGCUAAUUAGGAAGCUUGAUUUGCUUUGUGAGUGAAAAAUUGAAAACCUCUUUCCAAAGGCUGUUUUAACAGCCUACAUCAUUCUUUCUGCUAUAUUAGGCCUGUGUGUAAGCUGACUGGCCCCAUGGACUCUUGUUAACAGUCACUUAGGAGUCAGGUCUCAGUGAUAAAGCGUGCACUGUGCAGCCCGCCAUGGCCGUGUAGACCCUAACCCGGAGGGAACCCUGGCUACAGAAAUUACCCUGGGGCACCCUUAAAGCUUCCGUUACCUUUAAAAAACAAAGCCUUAUCCAGCA